GUUUUGUUUUUUUUAUAUCAUGUAUUUUAUGUUUUAGGAUUUUUUAAAUCCAAUGUAGCAUAUUUGUCAAACGUACACAUUUUAAAAAACAUUAUUAUUCCAUGUAAUAGAUUUUUUGUUGGAGAAAGCAUGGCUACUAGAAUUACUAAGAAUGUGCGAGAAAACCCCCGCCCUUCCUCUAAUUCUUUUACACAUCUCCAUUCUCCACCCUCCUCUCGAUCCUUCCCUUUUCUUCUUCUUCUUCUUCUUUUUACCGCCAUUUUCCGACAUUAUAAAUACCCAUCAACAACACCAUCUCAAACAAACAAGCAAACAAACAAAACAUCACCAUUACAAACAAUCCAAAAAAACUUGAAUCAUUCCGAUCAAUUUUAAGUUUCCAUAACCAUGUCAAAAUCCCAAGGUGGAAAAGCCAUUGGAAUCGACUUAGGAACAACCUACAGUUGUGUAGGUGUUUGGCAAAACGACCGCGUCGAGAUCAUUCCAAAUGAUCAAGGAAACAGAACAACCCCAUCGUACGUCGCGUUUACCGACACCGAACGUUUAAUCGGUGACGCCGCAAAAAAUCAAGUCGCAAUGAACCCUCAAAACACCGUUUUCGACGCUAAACGUCUCAUCGGUCGACGCUUUUCCGAUCCGUCAGUACAAUCCGACAUGAAAUUAUGGCCGUUUAAGGUUGUUCCCGGUGAAGGUGAUAAACCGAUGAUUAUCGUCUCAUAUAAAGGAGAACAAAAAAUGUUCGCUCCUGAAGAGAUUUCUUCAAUGGUUUUAACCAAAAUGAAGGAAAUCGCUGAAGCUUAUUUAGGACAGAGUAUUAACAAUGGUGUUGUAACUGUUCCUGCUUAUUUUAAUGAUUCACAAAGGCAAGCUACAAAGGAUGCUGGAUCGAUUUCUGGGUUGAAUGUUUUGAGGAUUAUUAAUGAGCCUACUGCUGCUGCUAUUGCUUAUGGUUUGGAUAAGAAGGGUUCUAGAUCGGGUGAGAAAAAUGUGCUGAUAUUCGAUCUUGGUGGAGGUACUUUCGAUGUUUCUAUACUCACCAUUGAAGAAGGGAUUUUUGAGGUUAAGGCUACUGCUGGUGAUACUCAUCUUGGAGGGGAAGAUUUUGAUAAUAGAUUGGUGAAUCAUUUUGCUGCUGAAUUUAAGAGAAAGCACAAGAAGGACAUAUCAGGAAACGCCAGAGCUUUAAGAAGGUUAAGAACAGCUUGUGAGCGAGCUAAGCGGACACUAUCUUCAACCACUCAGACAACAAUCGAGAUCGAUUCCUUAUUCGAAGGGAUCGAUUUCUAUGCAACAAUCACACGUGCAAGAUUCGAGGAACUCUGCAUCGAUUUAUUCAGAAAAUGUAUGGAUCCUGUCGAGACCUGUCUAAGGGAUGCCAAGAUCGAUAAGAGUAAAAUUGAUGACAUUGUCUUAGUAGGUGGCUCGACGAGGAUUCCCAAAGUCCAACAACUUUUACAAGAUUUCUUCAACGGAAAGGAGCUUUGUAAGAGCAUAAAUCCCGAUGAGGCUGUUGCGUAUGGUGCAGCCGUGCAAGCUGCUAUAUUGUCAGGUGAAGGUGAUCAGAAAGUUCAAGAGCUUUUGUUACUUGAUGUAACACCGUUGUCUUUAGGAAUCGAGACUGCUGGUGGUGUUAUGACUGUUCUUAUACCGAGAAAUACAACAAUCCCAACUAAAAAGGAACAGAUUUUCUCUACUUAUUCGGAUAAUCAGACUAGUGUGAUGAUCAAAGUGUAUGAAGGGGAAAGGCAUAUGACUAAGGAUAAUAACAUGUUGGGUACCUUUGAACUUAAGGGUAUCCCUCCAGCUCCUAGGGGUGUCCCUCAGAUUAAUGUAUGUUUUGAUAUUGAUGCUAAUGGGAUAUUGAAUGUGUCGGCUGAGGAUAAAACGGCUGGUGUGAAGAACACGAUUACGAUCACGAAUGAUAAGGGAAGGUUGAGUAAGGAUGAGAUUGAGAGAUUGGUGAAGGAAGCUGAGAAGUAUAAGGCAGAAGAUGAGGCUGUUAAAAAGAAGGUGGAUGCUAAGAAUUCACUUGAGAAUUAUGCAUAUAAUAUGAGGAAUACUAUAAAGGAUGAAAAAAUUGGGGGGAAGUUGGAUAGUGGUGGUAAGAAUAAGAUUGAGAAGGCUAUUGAUAAUGUUAUUGAAUGGUUGGAUAAGAAUCAGUUGGGUGAAGUUGAGGAGUUUGAGGAUAAGCAGAAGGAAUUGGAGGAUUUGUGUAAUCCAAUUAUAGGGAAAAUGUGUGGUGGUGGGAUGAAUAUGGGCGGUGAUAUGCCGGGUGGUGGGAAUAGUGGUGGUGGUGGUAAUGCUGGUGCUGGGCCUAAGAUUGAGGAGGUUGAUUAAGGGAUGUUUGAGGUCUGUUAUUUAUACUCUUCGACCUUCGUUUUGCUUCAUGUACUCGUGUCUGAUCCUUGAUCCUCGGACAUUACUAUGUCACUUAUAUGGUUCAUUUUAGGCGUAAAAUUAAAUAUUUAAAUGUAUCUGAUACUUGGACACGUAUUAGUAUCCAAUAUCAGUACCCGAGUCCAAGUAACGUAAUUUGAGGUGAUAUAAAUUUCUUUAUUGUUUUGUAAUUAUGUUUAAUCUGGUGUUUUUUUUUUCUUUAAAUUAAGUAAAAUAAAGCUUUUAGUUAUUUAUGUGUUGUAUAAUACAGAAAUGAGUGAGUAGUAGUAUAUAUAUUGUAAUAAUACAUUCUAGCUGUUAAUGUUUU
Messenger RNA from Amaranthus tricolor (Joseph's coat), 2704 nucleotides. Its product is annotated as heat shock 70 kDa protein-like. Gene Ontology annotation, molecular function: ATP-dependent protein folding chaperone; ATP binding; ATP hydrolysis activity. The transcript has 2 exons. Gene Ontology annotation, cellular component: cytoplasm. The coding region runs from base 388 to 2337 and encodes 649 amino acids. Lineage: Eukaryota; Viridiplantae; Streptophyta; Magnoliopsida; Caryophyllales; Amaranthaceae. Gene Ontology annotation, biological process: protein refolding; cellular response to unfolded protein. The record is from RefSeq and is a predicted model, not a curated record.